AUGCAUUGCUCCAACCUCAUCUAUGCUUUGCUCAUCUCCGCCACUGGUGCGGUUCCCUUGGAAGAUUCUCCCUUCCCAGGAGCCCUCAGGUGGACUCCCAGCCAUCAGAUUCAGCCUGGAGAUGUCAUUGUUCCUGUGAAUGAUGUUUCCUACAUCGUUAAGGAGGAGACCUAUCUCGCCAAGCUCAAAGCUGAAGGCAUCAAGAUUGGUGCUCCCAAGCUGGACCCGUCUUGGACCUCCUACAACAGCACCGACCUGCCCAAGCCCAAGUACCCUAAAGCACCAAAGGGCCACUUUGGGAAGCGUGACGACUGCAGUGGCACCUUCUACAUCACCACCGACAAGACUGAGACCUUUGUCGACUGGGACGUGCAAAUGUCGCCUGUCGUCUGCGCCAAUGGGGACAUGGACAUCAGCGUGUCUUCAGGCUACAGCGUUUCCAACACCGUUGGAGGCAGUGCUGGAGUCGAUCUCACCUUCGUCAAGGACAAGCUGGCUGGGUCUCUCGGCAUCGACUACAGCCGCACCUGGACCACGCAGACCUCGGUCAUCACCAAGGCUACAAUCAAGGACGGUAACUGUGGUGUCAUGAUCACCAAGCCUCUCACCACUCGCCGUUCUGGUCGUCAGUUCCAAGGUUGCAUUGGAUCUGCCACCGAGAUUGGUACUUGGUACGCCGAUAGCCGUGGUGAGGGAAGCUAUAACGGCAUCACUUGGAUUGAAGGGGCCAUCUCUGCUUGUUCCAAGCCUGGUAGCAACCCUCCCCUGUCUCGCUGCAAUGGAGAGGGCAACUUCCGAUAA
Molecule: messenger RNA, 801 nt
Organism: Fusarium fujikuroi IMI 58289
Lineage: Eukaryota; Fungi; Ascomycota; Sordariomycetes; Hypocreales; Nectriaceae
Exons: 2
Coding region: 1-801 (266 amino acids)
Source: RefSeq, a predicted model, not a curated record